AUGGCCAAGAGAACCAAAAAAGUUGGAAUUGUUGGAAAGUACGGUACCAGAUAUGGUGCUUCUUUAAGAAAGCAAAUCAAGAAGAUUGAAAUCACCCAACACGCUACCUACACCUGUUCAUUCUGUGGUAAGGACUCCGUCAAGAGAACCUGCGUUGGUAUCUGGAGCUGUUCUGGUUGCAGACGUACCCUCGCUGGUGGUGCUUGGACUGUCAGCACUGCUGCUGGUGCCACCGUCAGAUCUACCAUCCGUCGUCUUCGUGAACUCAACCAAUAA
Molecule: messenger RNA, 276 nt
Organism: Cavenderia fasciculata
Lineage: Eukaryota; Evosea; Eumycetozoa; Acytosteliales; Cavenderiaceae
Gene: rpl37A
Product: S60 ribosomal protein L37A
Exons: 2
Coding region: 1-276 (91 amino acids)
Biological process (GO): translation
Cellular component (GO): ribosome
Molecular function (GO): structural constituent of ribosome
Source: RefSeq, a predicted model, not a curated record